AUGUCGAAAACGCCGUUUUUCAUGCACCACCACCUUGCCACUGUUGUUGCAAUUACAAUCGAUAAAUGUAUUUUUAGAAACAACAUUAAAAGAGAGACGCUAUUUAUCUUCUUCAAUUCAACGAAAACAUUGAAUUCGUUAAAGUUUUUUUACUUCGUCAUAAAGAUCAAAAUACGUGUUAUUGGAUUAAAACCAAAUGAUGCCAAGUUGACUCGUAUUCAUAUAUUGAUAGAUGUUCAAAUCACUGAUUUGGGGUUGGCUAAGAAGGUUGGAGAUGCGUCGUUCAUGUGUUCCCAUGGCGGGAGUGCUGGGUGGCAAGCCCCCGAAGCCAUUCGAGGGGAGCGUCUCAUUUCCAAAGUUGAUAUCUUCAAUUUGGGGUGUUUGUUCUACUUCAUUGCGUUAAAGAGAUAUACUUUUGAGGUGUUAAUAGAUCGUCUGAAGAAUGUGACGCAAUACAAAAUCGAAACCAUACCCAGAUGA
Messenger RNA from Entamoeba invadens IP1, 480 nucleotides. RefSeq lists its product as hypothetical. Gene Ontology annotation, biological process: IRE1-mediated unfolded protein response; protein phosphorylation; intrinsic apoptotic signaling pathway in response to endoplasmic reticulum stress. NCBI's taxonomy places the organism in Eukaryota, Evosea, Mastigamoebida, Endamoebidae. The record is from RefSeq and is a predicted model, not a curated record. Gene Ontology annotation, cellular component: IRE1-TRAF2-ASK1 complex. The coding region runs from base 1 to 480 and encodes 159 amino acids. The transcript is spliced from 3 exons. Gene Ontology annotation, molecular function: RNA endonuclease activity; ATP binding; protein serine/threonine kinase activity.